Messenger RNA from Thermothelomyces thermophilus ATCC 42464, 192 nucleotides. RefSeq lists its product as uncharacterized. The coding region runs from base 1 to 192 and encodes 63 amino acids. The record is from RefSeq and is a predicted model, not a curated record. The transcript has 2 exons. NCBI's taxonomy places the organism in Eukaryota, Fungi, Ascomycota, Sordariomycetes, Sordariales, Chaetomiaceae.
AUGUGGUGGCAGCCGCGGUACGUUCCGUUCCGCCUGGACAUGCUCUGUGAGGCCGGCUUCAUCCCCGCGGGCCUCUUUACCAUCACCCGUUGGUACAAGCGCGACGAGACGUCCAAGCGCUUCUUCUUUUACUACUUUAUCGGCAACAUGACUGCCGCCUCAUUCUCCAGUCUCGUCGCGUACGGAAUGUGA